CAACGAAGCUCGCCUGACAAUCCAGCAAUUUCAUAUUCCUCGUCUCCCUCGAAUUUCCCGCGCUCCGCAGACUAUCGAAUCCAAGCUCUCAACCCCGAGAUCUUGCCUCCUCGCCUCGACGUACGUUCGGCACGGCCCCAAAACCCUUCUCCGUACCCGCAACGCAACGAUCGGAUGCGUACGCCGGCGGCCGGCGUGUGGCGGCUGCACCCGCGGGGCAGCGGCAGCGGCGGCGGCGGCGGCAGCAAGCUAACCAGGCGGAUAAUCAGCAACGUCAAGAUCACCCUCCUGUGCGCCUUCGUCACGCUCCUCGUCCUCCGCGGCACCGUCGGCGUCAACCGCCGCCUCGUCUACAUCGCCGGCACCUCCGACGACAACCGCGCGGCGGCCACGGCCAGCACCAGACCCGUCGACGACAUCGAGCGCAUCCUCCGUGAGAUCCGCGCCGACUCCGACCCCGACGCGGCGGCGAAGCCCAGCUUCUCGGCGGAGCACUACGACCGCGGCGCCGCGUGGACGACGGCGAACUACAGCCUGGGUCCCCGGGUGACGCGGUGGAACGCCAAGCGGCGGCGGUGGCUGCACCAGAACCCGGGGUUCCCUUCCCGCGACGCGCGGGGCGGUCCGAGGGUGCUUCUCGUCACGGCGUCGCCGCCGGGGCCCUGCAGCAGCCCCGCCGGCGACCGAUUCCUGCUCCGGGCCACCAAGAACAGGCUCGACUACUGCCGCCUCCACGGCGUCGAGAUGGUGCACGUCACGGCGCGGCUGGAGGACCCCGAGCUGUCGUCGUCGUCGUCGUCGGGCGGUGCCGGCGGGUGGGCCAAGCUCGCGCUGCUGCGGCGCCUCAUGCUGGCGCACCCGGAGGUGGAGUGGCUGUGGUGGCUGGACGCGGGCGCGCUCGUCACCGACAUGGGGUUCGAGCUCCCGCUGGCGCGCUACGAGGGCGCGCACCUCGUCGUGCACGGCAACUCGUACCUCCUCUUCCAGCGCCGGUCAUGGGACGCCGCCAGCACCGCCAGCUUCCUGCUCCGGAACUGCCAGUGGUCUCUGGACCUGCUCGACGCCUGGGCCGUCAUGGCGCCCAGGGGCCGCGCCCGCGACGACGCCGGGAGGCUGCUCACCGCGACGCUGGCAGGGCGGCCGGAGGGAGAAGCCGACGACCAGUCCGCGCUCGUCCACCUGCUCAUCACCGAGAAGGAGCGGUGGAUGGACAGGGUGUACCUCGAGAACCAGUUCUACCUCCACGGCGUCUGGACGGGGCUCGUCGGCAAGUUCGAGGAGGCCAUGGAGAAGCACCACCCGGGGUACGGCGACGACCGCUGGCCGUUCGUCACGCACUUCGCCGGCUGCAAGAUUUGCGACGGCAGGUCCAACAGGUCCGCGUCCGCCGGCGACGGUGGCGGCGGCAAGAAUCGCAGUGAUGAGUACCCGCUGGACCGGUGCGUCGGCGGCAUGGAGCGCGCCUUCAACUUCGCCGACAACCAGGUGCUCAGGCUCUACGGGUUCCGGCACCAGUCGCUGGCGACCGCCGAGGUCAGGCGGGUGGCCAACCGGUCGGCGAACCCGCUGGAGGCCAAGGAGGAGGCGCUCGCUUUCUUGAAGAAACCCAAUGAGCCGGAUCCAUGGAGUAGUGAUGUGCGCAAGUAUCUAAAGCGAAAAGGAAAGGGAGAUUCUGUUCUUGCAAGAAUCCUGAGGAGACUAGGAUGGCGAUCCAAGAUUUGAAAUGUUUUCAUUUUCUUUUUUUUUCUUUUUGGAGAAUUUUGGUUGUUCGUAAAUUCCAGUUUUAUACAAUGGAAGGGGAACAUAUAUACAGCAAGUGAAUUGCAGUUGCUUGCUGGUUCAUCACAAAUGAAACAUUUCAAGAGGCUAAGAUAUUCAGAGUGCAUGAUAUGGUCUGAAAUAUCACUGUUAACUGUUAGUAAGUAAUAAUUGGUCAGAAUUUCCAUACAUGACUCUGUUGCUGAAAAGAAUAGCAUUUCCAAUUCUGUAGGCACACUCUCAGAACAGAGACAUGUGACAUCU
Molecule: messenger RNA, 2022 nt
Organism: Sorghum bicolor (sorghum)
Lineage: Eukaryota; Viridiplantae; Streptophyta; Magnoliopsida; Poales; Poaceae
Product: probable glycosyltransferase 3
Exons: 1
Coding region: 175-1722 (515 amino acids)
Biological process (GO): xyloglucan biosynthetic process
Cellular component (GO): endosome; trans-Golgi network; membrane
Molecular function (GO): hexosyltransferase activity
Source: RefSeq, a predicted model, not a curated record